Messenger RNA from Mercenaria mercenaria, 2756 nucleotides. RefSeq lists its product as uncharacterized. Bases 137 to 2068 code for a protein of 643 amino acids. Gene Ontology annotation, molecular function: ATP binding; protein kinase activity. Lineage: Eukaryota; Metazoa; Mollusca; Bivalvia; Venerida; Veneridae. Gene Ontology annotation, biological process: protein phosphorylation. The record is from RefSeq and is a predicted model, not a curated record. The transcript has 3 exons.
AGUUGAGUAAUAAUUCAUUUCGAAACUGAAAGUAGAAAUCUAGUUUUCCGAAAGGCUGAAUCAGAACAAGACCUGUCAAUAUUUGCUUUAACUCGGUUAGAGUUAACUUAUUUCUAGUGUGGAUUAAAGUUUAAUAAUGUCUGUCUACGUUGAUAAUGCAAAGAACAGGAAGCUAGGUCGAGUGGGAAUGCCGAAGGGUAGUAUGCCUGAAUCGAAAGGCGCAGCUGGUGGCGGCGAUCGCAGUGGGUCUUCUACAAGGCGGGGACAGGCUGCCGGACCUUCCGGACACGUUGCCAGCCAAGAACACGUUGCUGAACAAAAUCCGAAACCCGGAACGUACAAAGACAACUACAAUAACCGCAAACUGGGUAGAGUCGGCUUGCCAAUAGGAUCUAUGGUUGUAUCAAAGUCGAAAGGUCCUAACCAGGCAGCUGAGAAAGACUCGAGUCCAGCUAACGUCAAAACCGAACAUACUUCCAAAAUAGGUAGAGGUGAGAUGUAUGAAGGAUCUAAAAGGGAAAACGGCACCGGAAGAAGAAAUACUUCAUACCACGAACAGCCGGCAUAUACUGACACCGUGUGUGGGAAAAGUAAUGGCGGAACUGCUUCUUGUCAGAACCUUCAAUUCAAUGAAUCACCAGAUAAAACUGUGCGUCCCAAAGUUUAUGUUGACAAUGCACAGAACAGGAGACUUGGAAGAGUUGGGAUGGCGUAUGGGGACGCUGUUAUAUACAACAGCGGCCCGAGCAGUCCAACUGUCGCGACAAAAACUAAGGUAUAUGUGGACAAUCCUCAAAACAGACGGCUAGGCAGGGUCGGGUUACCUAUCGGUACGAAAGUAUUUUCUUCAAUGACCCAGAGUGUAGUGCAGAAGAACUAUGAUGAUACGAGUGAAAACAGGAAGUUAGGACGUGUUGGAAAACCACGAGGUUGUCUACCCGUACAGAAAAAGAGUAAAACCACGAAGAAAAUUCCAGAAAUGCUAAAGAAAAUUGAGAACGGAGAUGAGUUUAAAGAGUAUGACUUUGAAGACAGGGGAACAGCCGAUGGGGAUCUAGAAUAUGGGUUACUCGACUGCAGCGGUGACAGGGAAGCAUUUGACCAAGCAAUGUACAGGCACAAUCGUUAUCAGGAAGAAUUAUCUUGGAAUAGAAACACCACCACGAAAGCUCCGCCAAAGACACAAGUGGAAAUCCUCAAGGAUUACAAGGGUAAAAAAAUUCCAUUUACUGAACUUAAAUUGCGAAAAGUAAUUGGGCGCGGAGGAUUUGGACAGGUGUUUUUUGCAAAAUGGAAUGAGACCGUUGUCGCAGUGAAAAAACUGCAGAAUGAGAAGAUCUCAGAAUCUAGAAUAAGAGACUUUGCCGACGAAGUUAUGAAAUUCUGUACCUUAGAUAAUCCAAACAUUGUCAAAUUCAUAGGGGCAUGUGUCCAGAAACCAAACCUCUGCAUUGUUAUGGAGUACAUGCAGAUGACCUUAUAUGACGCCAUCCAUAUAAGAAAUGACACAGAGUUUAGCGAGGAGGAGCAAAUUGAGGUCAUUCAGCAAACAUGCGCAGGAAUGAAUUAUCUACACAGUAAAAGAAUCGCUCACUGCGAUCUAAAAACGCCUAAUAUUUUAUUAGAUUAUGUUCAAGAUGAAAUUUGUGAAGUAAAAAUCACCGACUUCGGCCUGAGCAUGAUAAUACAUGAUACGUCAGUAUCUGUGGAGGAGCUUGUGCGAAAUAUCGGUACGCCGCAAUAUUCUCCACCGGAAAUGCUGCGAGGAGAUAUUCUAUCCGCAAAAGAUAUGAUGAAGGCCGAUGUGUACUCCUUAGCUUUAGUCUUCCUUGAAGUUAUUUUCAAAGAAGAACCUUACCCAGAUUAUACUUACCAACAGCUUAAACAGGAAGUUGUUGAGAAAAAAGCGGUACCGGAAGUACCUUCAGACCCUGCCAUUGAUAAGAGGGUGAGCGACAUUAUGCGAAAUGCCUGGAGUUACGAGCCAUUGAAAAGGCCUUCUAUGCCACAGAUUUUUGAAAUUGUUCAGCAAUGUCAAAAACUGUAUAGAGACUUUUGUAUGUCUUAGAAAUUUUGUCAGAAAUCUGAUUAUUAUUUUGUGGUUAAACAUGUCAUCUUAUUCAUUUCUCGAUAACUGUGUUUAUUUUUUAUUUGUAAAUACAAACUCGGUAAGCCGCUUGAAAUGACUUGCAAACUUGGUAUUUUACAGCUUAAUCCACCGAAAAAGCCCGCUUACUGAUCUCAGCAAAUAGCGUGCAAUCAUCUAUCAACUCUUGAUUCAUGCGAAGAAAUUGUCAUUAAGGAAGUCAUUGUUCCUGACUAAUGUACUAUUGAAAAAAGCGUUGAUUUAUUUAGACAUUUUACACAUCUUUUACACUUUAAUACUGAAACUGAGUGUACGACUGCCUGGAAAUCCGAUGAAGAAUUUGGAAUAAAGAUAUCUCUGCUAUCAAUCAACGAAAUUUAUACAAAUUGGAAGGCAGAAUCAUGACACUAAACUUCUCUAAGUUUGAUUUUUAAAACAAAAUUAAAACUGGAUUAAUUUAAAUUUCAUCCCAACAUCGACAUAUUUUAAAGCACCAUAGUUGUGUCAUUUUUACGCUUAUUUUUUGUUUAUCAUGGUUUUAGUUUUAGUGAACUUACUCAUAGUUUUGACUGUAAUCUUUGAACAAAUUAUUUGCAUUUUUAUGGUUCUAAUUGUCUGUUUAUAAACCAGUGUAAAUGUUAGAUCUAUGUUUUAAUAAAUGUCUUAUUAC